Molecule: messenger RNA, 373 nt
Organism: Gryllus bimaculatus (two-spotted cricket)
Lineage: Eukaryota; Metazoa; Arthropoda; Insecta; Orthoptera; Gryllidae
Source: the annotation of a GenBank genome assembly
AGACCCAAGAUGGACUGGAGUAGACAAAGAAGUUCUUAAGAAACUGGAUUUUGUGAAACACGAUGACGGCCAGUUUUUCAUGAAAUUAUCCCAUUUCAAGAGAUAUUUCGUAAUGAUAUGUGUGGCUUCUCCUGUUCCUGACUUUGGAGACUCUUUCAAGACAACUCCCUUAAACACGUACGUUCUCUGCAACUCAUGGAAAUCCGGACGUAGUGCUGGAGGAAGCAAUUUAGAAGACGAAGAAUUCCUCAAAAAUCCUCAGUACACUCUCAUUGUGCCAAAACCAGGUUUCAUGGCAGUUACGAGAACAUCGAAUGGGGCCUUCCCUGUGAAGCGUUGUUGUCUCUCACGGGGUACCUUGCUCAAGAUGAGU